GUCCCGUACCAACAUAGAAGCUUAUCAGCUGUUGGCACUGGUCGCUUCGCUUGAAUCGCAUUGUCGAAUUUUUAUUUACAUUUCGCUGUCCGUUUCUGUUAGGAACUUUUCUGUCCGUAUUGUGUGCUGUGCGUCACAAUUAUUCAUCGCUUUUUAAAUUAUUCAGAUCAAAUCCAAAGUCAAGCCACACUGUUUUCGGGCUGCAGCUGCAAUCCAUAUCCGUAAAGUUCAGCGCCUCCGCACCAAUGCAGUGUUACACAAUUCGAUUGCAGUGCUUCGGUGAAAAUUUUGUUUGAUUGACAUUAGUAUAUGGCUUAUAUUUAUAGUAUUAUGAUGCUGUAAUCUGUAACAAACAUUGUUGAUAAAAACCAGCGGUGCAAAAGUGUUAUCUCAUUCUAAGGCGCAAUUUGUGGCAGACGAUAGUGCUCUCGAGAGGGUGACAAUCAGUCUUGUAGAAGCUUCGCUGGUAAUCGGAUCGGAGUCGUCGAGCAUCUAUCAAUCAUGACGAGUGCUGGAAAAUAUAACUUCGCUAUCGAUCGAGGAGGCACCUUCACUGAUGUGCUAUGUAUUACACCGGAUGGAGGAAUUCGUACGUUGAAAUUGUUGUCGGAGGACCCGGCCAACUACCCGGAUGCACCGACCGAAGGUAUUCGCCGUAUCCUUACCAUGGAGAUGGGUGAUCUGUCGCGUACGCCUGACGGCUUGGUGAACACCGAAUUGAUCGGCUGGGUCCGGAUGGGAACAACGGUGGCAACGAAUGCCUUGUUGGAGAGGGCCGGUGACCCAGUGGCUCUGGUUGUUAAUCGGGGCUUCCGGGAUUUGCUGCAGAUUGGAAACCAGGCCCGGCCGAAUAUCUUUCAGCUGAACAUCCAAAAACCAUCGAAUCUUUACCGCGAGGUUAUCGAAAUCGACUGCCGGCUAGUGCCAGCCCAACGUGACGUGUGCCAACUGGAGCAAAACUGGACCGAGUUGCACGGUGCAUCCGAUGCCCGCUACCUGGAAAUGGUGCCCAUCGACGAGAGCCAAAUACGCGCCAAGCUGACUGAGACACUGGCCAAGGGGAUCACUUCGUUGGCGGUCGUUCUAGCGCACAGCUAUGCCUGUCCGGAUCACGAGCUGCGUGUUGGGACCAUCGCACGAGAGGUUGGCUUUCGCCAUGUAACGCUGUCCCAUAAAGCUAUGCCCAUGUGUCGAGUAGUGGCCAGAGGAUUUACUGCUUGUGCCGAAGCGUAUCUGACGCCGCAUGUGGAACGUUACCUGGCUAGUUUCCGAGCCGGAUUCAAGGAUCAACUGGAAGGAGUGGAUGUUCUGUUCAUGCAAAGCGAUGGCGGAUUGACGAAGAUGGAAAACUUUAGGGGAGCUAGGGCUAUUUUGAGCGGACCUGCGGGAGGUGUCGUAGGUUAUGCCGUGACUGGUUCCAGGGACUCCGAUGAUCAGCCGUUGAUUGGGUUCGAUAUGGGUGGAACGUCAACGGAUGUUUCCAGAUUUGCUGGAACAUAUGACCACGUGGUAGAAUCUACAACAGCGGGAGUUACCAUCCAAGCGCCUCAGUUGGAUAUCAACACUGUCGCAGCAGGUGGUGGAUCACGUUUGUUCUUCCGUUCGGGACUGUUUGUAGUAGGUCCGGAGUCGGCUGGGGCUCACCCGGGACCCACGUGCUACAAGAAAGGUGGACCGCUGACGGUGACGGAUGCCAAUUUGAUACUGGGUCGUUUGUUGCCUGAGUAUUUCCCUAAGAUUUUCGGUCCUGAUGAGAAUGAAGCGCUAGAUUACGUUGCCACUAAGGAGGCGUUUACCAUUCUGCAGCAAGAGAUCAAUAAGCAUGUUCUUGAAUCCGGCGAAAGCGAAAAGCCGUUUUCGCUCGAGCAGAUUGCAAUGGGUUUCAUUCGAGUGGCCAACGAAGCUAUGUGUCGACCAAUUCGAGCUUUGACCCAGGCUCGUGGUCUUGACACGUCGAAACAUGUUUUGGCUUGCUUUGGAGGAGCUGGGGGACAGCAUGCCUGUAGCAUUGCCAAAGAACUUGGCAUGAGCAAGGUGUUGGUGCACAAAUACGCUGGAAUACUGUCUGCUUACGGUAUGGCACUGGCAGAUGUGGUCCAUGAGGCGCAAGAGCCUGCUAGUUUGGUACUAAAUGAGCAGAAUCGAUUAACGAUUAGGGAUAAAUUGAACGAACUAUCUCUCGCUUGUAAGGAACAUCUCAUGUCACAAGGUUUCCAAGAAGAGUGCAUCGUACUGGAGCCAUACUUACAUCUGCGCUACGAGGGAACUGAUUGCGCCCUGAUGUGUGCUCCAGACAAGGUAAUUAAUAAUCAAGAAAACUACAUUUACACUUACGGAGACUUUGAGAAAACCUUCUUCGAGAGAUACAAAAGUGAGUUUGGAUUUGUGUUGGAAAACCGCAGGAUCGUCGUAGAUGACAUAAGGGUGCGAGGUUCCGGAAAAUCUUCCGUUUACGAAGAGGCAACCAUUCCAGAAGCAGGUGGCCCGAUUUAUCCGGAGAAGACGACCACCACAUAUUUCGAGGAAGGUCCUAUGGUGACCCCAGUUUUCGAUUGUUCGAAACUUUGCAGCGGUCAUACCGUUCAAGGUCCGGCAAUUCUUAUCGAUAAGUUGUCUACAAUAGUAAUUGAACCGGGUUGUCAGGCAUUGGUGACUUCCAAAGGGGACUUGAUAAUUGAAGUGACAAGCGGCAAUGCUAACAAGAAAAUUGACGAACAUCUGGAUGCCGUGCAGUUGAGUAUCUUCAAUCAUCGCUUUAUGAGCAUUGCGGAGCAGAUGGGUCGAGUCCUACAACGUACGGCUAUUUCAACCAACAUCAAAGAACGAUUGGAUUUUUCGUGUGCUUUGUUCGGUCCAGACGGAGGUCUUGUCAGCAAUGCUCCGCAUAUCCCUGUCCAUUUGGGAGCCAUGCAGGAGACUGUUCAGUACCAGAUUAAAGUUCGAGGAGAGACUCUAAAACCGGGAGAUGUUAUACUAUCGAACCAUCCCCAAGCAGGGGGUUCCCAUCUUCCUGACUUGACUGUGAUUACUCCGGUCUUCUAUCCGGAGAUCCCCAAGCCGGUGUUUUUUGUUGCUUCUCGUGGCCACCAUGCUGAUAUUGGUGGCAUAACACCCGGCUCGAUGCCGCCUCAUUCCAAAUCUCUGGCGCAGGAAGGUGCUGCGUUCAAGUCUUUCCUACUGGUAGAUGGAGGCGUUUUCAUGGAGCAACAAAUCAUCGAACGUUUGGUUACGCCGACCGAUGCUCCGGGUGCGACGGGUACCAGAAAUUUAUCGGAUAACUUGUCCGAUUUGAAAGCGCAGAUCGCCGCUAACCAGAAGGGUAUUCAACUUGUUGCGGAACUAAUCGACAGCUACGGCUUGAGUGUGGUACAGGCCUACAUGGGCUAUAUGCAGCAGAAUGCCGAACUGGCCGUUAGAGAUAUGCUGAAGGAAAUCGCCAGAGAGAGCAGACUUAGGACGGGAUGUACCAUUCUCGAGGCAGAAGAGCACAUGGACGAUGGGUCGCCGAUUCGACUUCGAGUUUCCAUAGACGAAAAGGAAGGAUCGGCUGUUUGCGAUUUCAGUGGUUCCGGCCCUGAAGUCUACGGCAAUUGUAACGCACCUCGUGCCAUUACCUUGUCCGCAUUGAUCUACUGUUUGAGGUGUAUGGUCGGACACGACGUACCACUGAACCAGGGUUGCUUAGCUCCCAUCCAGGUAAUAAUUCCGAAAAAUUCGAUACUCGAUCCGUCGGACGAUGCAGCUGUGGUCGGAGGAAAUGUCCUGACUUCGCAGCGUAUCGUCGACACUGUCUUCAAUGCAUUCCAAACCUGUGCCGCAUCGCAAGGGUGCAUGAAUAAUGUAACGAUCGGCGAUGCCAAUUGGGGUUAUUACGAGACUGUUGCCGGAGGAAGUGGUGCCGGACCGGGAUGGCAUGGCACCGGUGGUGUGCAUACUCAUAUGACCAACACCCGCAUAACCGAUCCGGAGAUUCUGGAGUUGCGAUAUCCGAUAAUUCUGAAGAAGUUUUCGCUCAGAGACGACCAAUCGGGAGGAGCCGGCUUGUAUCGUGGAGGCGAGGGUGUUCAUCGAGAGCUAUUGUUCCGUAAGCCGAUGACGUUGUCGGUGCUGACUGAAAGACGCACUCUCCAGCCGUAUGGCAUAGCCGGUGGGGAACCGGCUAAGAGUGGUCUGAACCUACUAGUUAAGAAAAACAAAACCAUCAACCUUGGAAGCAAAACGGCAAUUGACGUUGAAACUGGGGAUAUCUUUUCCAUGAAAACUCCAGGAGGCGGAGGCUAUGGUCGUCCCGCGACAAACGCUUACCCCAUAUUGAACCUGGUGGAAGAUGACCUAGCAAAGGCGUUCGUCGAGCGCGGUAGCCUAUUCGAGUAUCGCAUGGCCCAGGAAUCCGUUUGAUGGCACGACGUAGGGUUUAACUUUAAUUUUUACAUCGUUUUGAUUGUUGUACUAAUUAUAAUCGUUGUAGUAAUGUUUAAGUAGCAUGAGAAAAAGUUUUAACGAAAGUUGCCAUCUAACAGUUUGCCAUUCAAAGUUUUAACUUCCCUCUCAGAUAAUCAGUUAUAUCCGUGCAGUAUACUCUCAGGAAGCACAAAAUCCUUACAUCCAAUUGUAUACCGUUUUUUGCGUAGAGUAUUGAAAUUUUCCAUCCUCAAUAAGUAGAUAUUGAAACGUUUGCCAAAACAUUUAAAAGCACAAAAUGUAACAGAUGUGUUCCAAAAAGUUCAACUAAGAGUUUACAACUGUAUACUAGAGAACCAUAUUAAGCAAUUUUCAUCUUUUACUAGGUUUUAAACAUGUGAUACAACGUGGUGUGAUAACCCCUUGAAGCACAAACAAUAAAAUCCAAAUUUAAAAUCCCUUUAGCGAAGAA
Molecule: messenger RNA, 4873 nt
Organism: Aedes aegypti (yellow fever mosquito)
Lineage: Eukaryota; Metazoa; Arthropoda; Insecta; Diptera; Culicidae
Product: 5-oxoprolinase
Exons: 4
Coding region: 502-4398 (1298 amino acids)
Biological process (GO): glutathione metabolic process
Cellular component (GO): cytosol
Molecular function (GO): 5-oxoprolinase (ATP-hydrolyzing) activity
Source: RefSeq, a predicted model, not a curated record